AAUAAACCCUCGCAAAACCUCAAAAAUGGCGGCAAGUUUCACUUCAUCAUUCGCCAGCUGCAUAUUCUCUUCAAUUCUGUGCACUCCAAGCUGGCGCAAAAGCUUUGGAACUUCAGCCACAGUUGCUCAGACGUGCCGCCGCUUAGUAAAAAUUCACCAACAAAGCUUGGGUGCAUCUUCUCGGAUCAGAAGCUUCAGCUGCGCCUUAUCUGCUUCUUCUGAUUUGAAGCCUGCUCCUUGCACUGUUUCCUCUAAUGAGCCUAUUAAAUACGAGCGCUUACUUCCAUGCCCCUCACAGAAUUUCCCUCCUAGAGUAGAGCACUUAGUUGUUAUGAGGGAAGGACCUGUUCUGGAAUACAUCAGUGAAGCAUUGGAUCUUCCUCAGAUAUAUGUGGCAGAUCUCAUUCAUUUUGGAGCUGUAUAUUACGCUUUAGUAUGUCCAAAGCCUCCACCAACUGCCACAACUGAGCAAAUUAAAUUAUAUGAAGAAGUUACAGCUCCAUCAGUUCUAAAGAAGAGAGCUUCAGUUAAAGGCAAAACUGUACGGGAAGCACAGAAAACAUUCCGUAUAAGUUCUGCUCACGACAUUGUUGAAGCAGGAACUUACCUGCGGGUGCAUGUACACCCAAAACGCUUUCCUAGGUGCUACGAAAUUGAUUGGAAGUCUAGAAUUAUUGCCGUGGCUGAAUCCUAUGUGGUUUUGGACAAACCUGCUGGUACAUCUGUGGGAGGAACAACAGACAACAUCGAAGAAAGCUGUGCUACAUUUGCUACUUACGCAUUGGGAUUAGCAACUCCAUUGCUUACUACCCAUCAGAUUGAUAAUUGUAGUGAAGGAUGUGUUGUGUUGGCUCGAACAAAGGAGUACUGUUCAGUGUUCCAUGGAAAAAUCAGGGAAAAAAAGGUGAAAAAGCUUUAUCUUGCUCUCACUGCUGCUCCUGUCCCAACUGGGAUAAUGACACAUUACAUGCGUCCUAUUAAUACUGCCCCAAGAAUUGUUUCUGAAGAUUUUGUCAAAGGAUGGCAAAUAUGCAAACUUGAGGUCUUGGAAUGCAAGAAGAUACCCUGGCCCAAGAGUUCAAUUGAAAGGGAAUAUAGUAUUGAGGAUUGCGGAUGGCCCUCUAAGGAAUUUGCAUAUGAGUGUAAAAUUGACCUUCUGACUGGUCGGACUCAUCAGAUCCGAACUCAAUUGGCUGCAUGUUUUGCACCUAUAGUUGGUGAUUCAAUGUAUAUGCCUGCUGCUAUUGCUGAGAUGAUGAGUCCAGGGUGUAACCCAUUUGGAAAGAAUAGAAAACAAUAUGCAAGCGAAAAUGAUAAAGAACUUGCUAUUGAAGAAUGGAUUACACAACAUGGUAAGGAGCCCAGUAUUGCCGUUGGCCUUCAGGCGUGCCAAAUUUCAUGGGAGGAUGAUGGAGAGCACCUUUAUGAGGCCAGAUCUCCCUGGUGGAGGUCAUAACCUAUAGAUGUUAGUAGCUGAAUGCACCAGACUACCAGAGUUCCAAUUGAGGACACUCAAUUUUAGUGCAAGGCACUUUUCUGAAUCAUCAUAUCUUAUGUGUUCCCUUUUGAGCCCUCCGUUUGUUUUUACUUCAUAACCACAAAUAUUGACAGCCGCUGCAUGUGCUAGAAUAAUGUUGUGCCCGACAAGGAAAGGCUCUCUUUCUGAAUCUCCUCGAGUACAAUUUCCAUACGGUUUGGAACAACGAUUUGGUGGGUAAUCACCAGAGCGGUAUCCCAAAGGAACAUACAUAUUUGGCUCAUUGAAGGUAACCCAGUACUUCACCCUAUCUCCAAAGUUUUUGAAGCAAAUAUCUGCAAAAUAUCCAAAGUCUUCCCUGAAAGGGAAGUUGAAAGCUGUAAUGUAAUUUCUGAGUAAGCAUUUUCAUAAACUAAUACUGUGUCACUCACUGCAUUUUGGGGCUUAGCCAUGAUUGAUAUCUGUUCUCGAGUUCUUGAGGGAUGUCAAAAUGAUUCAACAGGACAAAUGGUUGAAUGCCUGUGUGCACAAACUAGUUAUUUCUUGAAAACCACUGUGCUCAUACGCCGUUUGUACUACGUAUUUGUCAGUUUUGACAAUUCAUUUUGUCAAUAAUUAUGUUUUUUUACUUUU
Messenger RNA from Ipomoea triloba (trilobed morning glory), 2110 nucleotides. Its product is annotated as RNA pseudouridine synthase 6, chloroplastic. NCBI's taxonomy places the organism in Eukaryota, Viridiplantae, Streptophyta, Magnoliopsida, Solanales, Convolvulaceae. Gene Ontology annotation, molecular function: pseudouridine synthase activity; RNA binding. Gene Ontology annotation, biological process: pseudouridine synthesis. The record is from RefSeq and is a predicted model, not a curated record. Bases 26 to 1456 code for a protein of 476 amino acids. The transcript has 11 exons.